Chara braunii is the source of this 5453-nucleotide messenger RNA. Lineage: Eukaryota; Viridiplantae; Streptophyta; Charophyceae; Charales; Characeae. The record is from the annotation of a GenBank genome assembly.
UUAGGACCUUCUUCCUUUCGUCUGUCUAUGACGGCGAGGGGAAGAACUGGGUCAAGGAAGACAAGAAGGUGUCUCUUGACCUUGGGCUCUUCCAAGGUUACGGGGUCAAGGCUUUGUCGAUGAAAGUGUUUGACGUGCGCGGGAACGCAAUAACGUUCCAAAUGCUGGAUCCUGAAAAGUUUCUUUCCAAAACCAAUGGCUACCGCGUCACUGGGUCCCUCCCCGUUGUCGACAGCACUUUCUUGCUUAGCAAACCUUUGGUCCAGUUCAACAGCCCGACGGACCAGCUGGCACCUGUCGUCAUGCGAUACAGGGAACAGUUCGCGAGGUUGCCUGCUGCCCAGCAAGUUGAUUAUGUUUUCCUGCCCAUUGACGCGGGGUCCAAACGUCCCCAUGAGCCGCCGGCAAAAGCGGGUGCAAAGAGGAAACAAUUGCCGACUGCCCCGCUUUCGUCCGAUGCAGUCGCCCGACCUUUCCCCCCUCCGGUUUCGCCCUCCGAUCGACAAGGUGGCGAUGCAGCGGAGCAGUCCAGCGAGGCCACAAACUACGACGACGGAGCUCUGCGCCAUCUGGCUGGUCCACAACAUCGUUGCCGGGGAGGUACAGGUGUUUUCGACGACGACGAAAGCGAGGGGCAAGAGCGGGAGGGCGGUGGUGAGGAGGGGGACGACGGUGACGAACGAGAUGUUGACGGUGAGGACAAUGGCAUGGACGAUGAGAGAGACGUCGGUGGUGAGGGAUUCGAUGACACUCGCUUCUCCCAAUGUGGGCGUCCACGCGACGGAAACGAUUCGCGGGCGUGUCGUGGGGUUGAUGCCUACGGCGGCGCUGUAGCGGAUGGUGGUGGUGACCAGCCUGGGACCUCCCGAGGGGUGUCGCAGUCGCAUAACCAGGCGAGGGAUGGAAGAGACAAAAAUGCCUCACGGGGAAAGAGGAAAAGGGGAGAAGCGACAACCUCUCCUGCGAACACUGUGCGUGAUAUGAGGCAAUGGUGGAUCGACAACGACAGGAUAGAGGCCCCCAAAGCUAAGGUCAGCGAGAAAGAUGCAGACGCCGUGGCGCACGAGAAAAAGUGGCAAAACUUUCUCAGGGCCUCCAUGGGGAAGGCGUGCGACAAGGCGUUUAUGAAACAGGCGCUGGACAAUGAAUACAGUAAAGAUUGGAGUAAUAAACUCCGAGGGUACAUGAACCUCGCCACGUCCGCAGUCACAGUUUGGCCACUAGUGAAGAGGUUCUUCUCGAUGUUUGAGGAGGGUAAGCUGCCAAUCGGCGACGACAAGAUCCCGCUUGACAUGCCGGGGAGGAUGGAGGGGCGCCUUCCCGGCCCGUACACCGACGAGAGCAAGGGACAAAGGUUGUUGCAUCACUGCAUAUAUGCAAGAGAUGGUCCCAAAGGCUCCACCGUGUCCUGGAAGGAUUUGUGUCCUUCUUACUUCAAGAACUUCGGGGAUAUGACAUGUCGUGAGCGAGAAGUCGCGCUACUCCUGCUCAUGAAGGGGAAAGUGGUGGCAACAAAUGUCAAAGUCACGCCUCCGCGGGUGAACACAGCGUGUCUCCUCGAUAUUAUGCGCAAAGAGAGAUACAUGAUUCACAUGUUCAACUAUGUCGUGUUCCGCGCCGAGGGAAGGGGUGAUGAGGAGUGGAACGACGACUUCUUCAUGUCGUACAAGGACCUCGAAGAGAGGGAUAUGUACCACAAGUUGGGACGAAAGAGACUGAAGGUGUGGGAAUACCUGUUCCGCGAUGCGCCGGAGGGACGUCUUGACGGGAGAUAUAUAUAUAAGAAAACCAAGGUGACAGAGACCCUCAAACAUUAUCACGGUGCUCUGACUGGCGCCUUCGAGACAUUCGUUGCUCGAUGCGAGAUCUUGAAGUUCGAUCUUCACAAAGAUCAACUCAUGUUCAAGGACUAUGCAGACCUCGCUAAAUCGGGUGAAGGCUUUAACCCCGUCGAUAGCGAGGAAGACUCGGCGGAUUUCGACCUCGACAUUGGAAAUGACACCAAUGCAACCGGGUGGCGUGGGCAGUCCGCUGCCAUGGAGCACGACGGCAAGGAAUAUGGACCGGGUAGAUCAGAGGGAUGCUCGAACCCGCCACCCACGAACAGUGUGGCCUCGAUGGUGGACCGGGUGGCGUGUACGCCUAUGGAAGAAGGUGAGGACGAUGAACUUGAUAUUCCUGCUCAGGCAACGAAGCUGGCGCCGGGCGAUCCGAUUCCUCAUGACUUUUGUGCGGACCCAGACACUAUGCGUUUCUUGGAGGACAAACACACCCCGACUGGGGAGGACAAGUGGGGCCAUGAUAUAAUUUGGCAUGACGGCAUUUUCCAGCCAUGCAUCGAAGGCGGGGAGUGGAAGAUGGCGGUGAAGUAUGUAAAGGGUUGGAAAUCAUUUCCCCGCAUGGGAAAGGACAGCUGGUUGAAAACGACGGAGCAGGCAAUUUUAUACUGCGUGCGGAAAGAAAACCCCGGGGAGAGCGAAAACUCCAUCACAACAAAGGCGAAACAAUUGUUCAAUGCCUUGCGCGCCACUCAGCAGUUAGAGUACACACACAAGUUUUACGAGCUGCAGACGAGCCCCUCGCGCGGAUCAAUCGACUGGAAGGUCGACCGCACCGCCUCGGCCAAGAGCAUGGAGGUGGACUCCCGAGAAGAUGCCGCUCUUGUGUUCGAGGCAGCGGCAGGGAUUACGAAGGGUGAACAAAGGGAAGAUGUCGGGACCAUGUCCACCUUGAAGCCUCCUUUGCCAGAGGUGGGGAACACGUCCGCAGGCAAAGAGCCCAUCAUAGCCAUCUCUGUCGAAAUGGGGGAUACAUCACAAGGUGGACAUGUGUUAUUCGACAAGCCAUCGGAUGCGGGCGCCACAUACGGGAGUCUCCUCGUGACAGGUGCGGCAAUGGCAGGCAGAUCAGAGAUAGUGUCGGAGUCCGCUGUUGGGAUGGACAUCACGGGAAUGUCGUUGCAUCCGCCCUCACACACUAGCAAAGGUGACGCACACUGUACAACAACACCACAGCGAGGGGACGUAGGGGAUGACGGGGACGCCGGGAAUGCAGAGGGGUCUCAACGUUCUCGCCAUAUUGAGGACAUGACCACGGACGAUGAGGAUGGGGCAGAAGGCGAUGGCAUCGAGGGGGACGUGAUCAUCGACGAUCGCGAGGCUCGUGGCACGUCCCGGGAGGGAUUCCUGGGACACGAGGAUCAGCCCGAGUUCGAUCCAUUGGCGAGGGAGAGGAUCGUGGACUGGCAGCGGCAAGGGGGCAGGGGGCAACUGCCUCUUGCGCAGGAUCCGUCGGGGGAGGGUUCUUUCAAGAGGAACGAAGGGGGAGCUGUUCCGGCUACCACCCAAGCUGGAAAGAGGCUUAGACAACAGAAGGUGGAUGAGGUAUACGGUGGCAAAUGCUUCUUCAGCAGCCUGGCAGUUAGCCGCGUGCUUCUUCAGCAGCGUGGCAGUUCGCCGCGCGCUGUACUCCCUAACCACAACGAGAUUGCGAGCAUGCAGGCAGUGGAGAGGCACCGUGCGGAGUUGGCCGAGGAGUUGGAGGAGGUGAGGCAGCCAUUUUGGGUGACCGGCGCCACCAUCCUCUUAGACGGGAGGAAAUCACGAGACAGGAGACCGAUCGUUAAUUUCCUCGCCGCAGGGUCUCGAGGGGUCGUCAUGUACACGACGAUCAAUCGAGAGGGGGAGCCAGACGAUGCUGAGCACGUCCUUCGGAGAUGGGACAUGAUGCGAGGGGACGACGCUCGGGCUUUUGCCUCCAUCCCGUGGUCUGCCAAUGUUUGCUACAUGGCACGUUGGGUGCGCCGACAUAUCAGAUGGGAUCCUUGGUGGCAGAGGGUGGCCAUCAUCAUCCAUAUCAUGGAGCCCGUGAUACAGUUGUUCCGGCGGAUGGAUCGUGGAGGGCAGUACAUGUCGCUCAUGCUCGAGUGGGCACAGGAUCUUGUGCAGCGGGUGAAGGAGGCAUGCGCUCCUCUGGGGUCCUCGAUCGCAGACCGGAUCAUCAAGCGUGUGCAGGCACGUACGCAGCACAUGCUAGAGCCGGCCCACUGUGCUGGGUUCUUACCGAACCCCCGCAGGCGACAUGUUCGAUAUUUUUCCGGCGAGGUGCAGGAGUACCAUGCUUGGCUUGUGAGGCAAGCCAAGAGGUACAUUCUGACGCAGACGGGUUUCGAGUUGGAGGGUGCGGAGUACCUCCUUGCCUGCCGGCAGUUCGAGGACUUCCACAUGCAGCAGGGCAGGUUUGGUGAUUGGGGCGGGCCGGAGGGGCGUGCUCGUGGGCGCGCGUGUAGCGGUGACGCCGAGACGAUCGAGUGCUCGUCUUGGUGGUCCCAGUACGGGGCUGGCGCCCCUGAGUUGCAGCGGUGCGCUCUUCGUGUGAUGCACAUGUGGUCUUGCGCCUCUCCAGCGGAGUGGAACUGGGCAGUCCACGAGGGCAUCCACAUGAAGAAGCGCAACAGGUUGGUCUUUGAGAAGGUCGUGCAACUCGUUGAGAUCACCGCAAAUGUGCGGUUGACAGAGUAUCGUCGGGCAGGAUGUGGUUACGUGCUGCUAUGGCAGCGUGACGAGGGGAUAUUGGACUGCCAGGCAGGACUGGAGGUUGAGCCGGUGCGCACGGGCCUGCGCCAGGGGAUGACGGUGGUGAAGAUUGCAAAGCAGGUUGCGCUUAUUACUCGCGAUCCCAUCGGGUCUUCCGCACCGCCAUCUGCUGAAUCAGAUGCCGUUUUCCAGAGACGUGCUUGCAUUUUUCGUCCGUACCCCAGCGACGAUGACUCGGAUGAGGAGCCUACACCCGAGGGAGUAGAUGACCCUGUGCUGCCCAUCCCCAGCGAGAUCAACGAGACGCAUGAGGAGGCCAAUGACGCCGAGGAGGAGGGGGAUGUGGCAGCAGUGGCGCAGGAGGCACCGGCAGUCUCGACAGCGGGGGAGGAGGUGCUAGCACAGGCGACGACUGAGGAGGAGGGUGAGGAGGAGAGCGAGAGCGGUUCCGGUGGUUACGACGACUACGACGACGAUGGGCCCCAACCUCCCCCGCCGACGCGUGCAUCUAGACGCUCCGCUGCGCAAACUUCUUCAUCCGCUCGAGGGAGGAGAAGAUCGACAUCCGGCACUCGAGGGGGUACGAGGAGACAGAGCGGGAAGGGGAAGAAGGGUCAUUGACCGUGAGGCCAUCACUCCGCUUUUCCCGUACUCGCACUGUAAUGCAUCAUGUUGUGCGGUUUUGCUUUUUUUGGUCGUGUCGUCUUGUCUUUGUAUUGUUAGAUACUCAGUGGUAGUGUGCGUGCUGUAGUUGUUGUUUGCUUCAUUUUUGGUGUGUAUGAUUUUGGUACCAGUAGGGUGUUCGUAGAGUAGCGUUGGUUGCAGCAGACUGAGUAUAGUAUCUCGGCAGCUACGACACGACUGGUAGGCUACUGUUUCUUGUUUUUUUUUCGGUAUGUGGUAUCAGUGCAUUAGCAG